AUGUCAACUGAUGUUUCAAAAUUGAACGAAGAAUCUCAUGAAAAUGAGAAUAGUGAAAAUGUAGUAGAUAACGUUGACAAAGACCCUUACAAACUAAAAAAUGCCGAAUAUAUAAAGCCUUCCAGUAAAUAUAAGAAUAAACAAAAGAUUUUGGUCUUCGGAAACAAAAGGAUAUCGCAACUUGGAAGAAACCUGUUGAAGGACCUAAUAGCUCUCCUUCCACAUCAUAAACCAGAAUCUAAAUGGGAUAGUAAAUCUGGAUAUAAGGAAAUAAACGAAUUAUGUGAACUGAACAGUUGUACUGGAGCCUUGUAUCUGGAAUCCAGAAAAAAUGAGAUGAUAAUGUGGAUGGCAAAAACACCUAAAGGUCCAACUCUGAAAUCAAGAGUUACAAAUAUACAUACACUCAAGGAUUCUACCUUUACUGGAAACUGUUUGGCAAGGUCAAGGCCAUUGUUGACUUUUGACAAGUCUUUCAGUGAUGAACCUUACCUUAAACUGAUUCAAAAGUUAUUUUCUCAGAUACUAGGUACACCGAACAAUCACCCAAAGAGCAUGCCCUUCCACGACCACUGUUUAUCAUUUUUCUUUGUUGAUAACAGAAUACACUUAAGGCACUACCAAAUAAGUCCUAAAAAUGAGUUUUCAAUGAAUUCAGUGGAUAAUCAAGUGCUCGAUGAAAUAGGGCCUCAGUUUGUUCUAGAACCCAUUUUGAUUCUAGACGGAAGUUUUUCUGGGAUUACACUGUGGCGUAAUUCCAAAUAUAUAUCUCCAUUGAUGGUUAAGAGGUAUGAGCGUCAACUGAAGAUGAAUAGGAGGAGGAUUCCUAGGAAAAAGAAGGUAAUUUUAGUUUUAGAAGAUAACGUUCAGUUACCUGAAGAUGAAUUGUCUAUAUCUAAUGUGUUUUCCAUACCAGAUCGGAAAUAA
Molecule: messenger RNA, 927 nt
Organism: Theileria annulata
Lineage: Eukaryota; Apicomplexa; Aconoidasida; Piroplasmida; Theileriidae
Exons: 7
Coding region: 1-927 (308 amino acids)
Biological process (GO): rRNA processing; ribosomal large subunit assembly
Cellular component (GO): nucleolus
Molecular function (GO): rRNA binding
Source: RefSeq, a predicted model, not a curated record